This is a messenger RNA of Macadamia integrifolia, 2179 nucleotides long. RefSeq lists its product as uncharacterized. The coding region runs from base 998 to 1891 and encodes 297 amino acids. Lineage: Eukaryota; Viridiplantae; Streptophyta; Magnoliopsida; Proteales; Proteaceae. Gene Ontology annotation, cellular component: membrane. The transcript is spliced from 2 exons. The record is from RefSeq and is a predicted model, not a curated record.
CUCAGCCUAGAAAUAGAUGGCAUUCAUUGCAGAUAUUGACUUAGCUUCUCUGAGCUUACCCAAAAGAAAAAAGGAAAAAAAAAAUUGAGUAAAGGAAUAGCUUUUUCAUGAUUCUGCUCUCCACUUCGCCCUUCAACCGCGCUUCGUUGUCAUCGUUUGUCCAAACUUGACUAACCAUUUCCUUCUCAUUUUGAAGACUUUGCCUUUCCACAAACACUUCAACCGAUCCAACACAACCAAAAUCUAGUUUUAGGCUAACGAGAAUUUAAAAAAAAAAAAUGGAGAAAUUAAAUUUCUGAAAGCAAAGAGCCAAAGAGUAUCUUCUUCCAUUGCCAAUCUGGAAUCUCCUUUUCUAUAACGGAAGAGGUUACGACUUCCAAGGGACUGAUAACUAUUCAACCGAAGUCUGUGCCUCAAAAUGCGUUGGUAAUUGGAUUCUGAAUUUGGAAUUUAUGAGCAAAACCCCAUUUUCCUUUUCUUUUUUACAGAUCAUUAUGAGCUAGCUACUCUGUUGGUAGGAGGAAGGGAACCCAAUAAUCCCUACUAAUCCGCUUUCCAUGGUUGCAGUAGGAUUCCCUUCUUCUCCCCUUGAAUUGGUGAUUCAAUCUUCAUCCCUUCUGCCUUGGAUAUUGGGUACCACCCUUUUCUUUUGUUUUCUAUUGGGGUUUUUUUCCCCUUCCGGGGUGAAAUCAUUAGCCAUUAGAAUUUGAUGGAGGAGCAUCGUAAUCGUAUUAUUCCUCUUGGAAUACAUCAUUAGUUUGAUUGCUCUUUAUGGGUUGGAUCCCAUUUCUAGAGAGAGGAACAUAAAGUAACAAAUCUCAUUAUGGCAGUUCUUCCUUCCCGACCAUCAACCCAGAUGCAGCAAACCUGCAUUCUUCAUAUAGUUUUGGAAGGGGAUUGCUGAUAUUAAUCAUUAUUGGGUUUCUCUUUCUGAUAACUAUUAAUCCAUUUAUUGAGAUGCUGACUGACAAGAUCGGAGAAGUUGAGAUUCUUUUCCAUGGGUUACUAUGGUAAAAGCUUGCAUUUUAUCUGCAUCAUCAGUUUCUCUCUCUUCUUUUCAUCUUUUUCCCAAAGUUUACAGAACAACUCUGCUCGCAUUUUAGAUGAUAUUCUUCAACAAUAUGCCUCCAAAAGGCUUUCUCGAUCUCACUCCAGCAUUCCAUACAAAGUUUCCCUUCCUGCAAAUUUAUCAGGUAUGGAAGCCUCAGUUGUUCGGUUCAGGAGUGGUAGCCUUUGGAACAGAGGAGCUAACUUUAGUGGUUUCAGGUUGCCACCCAGAAUCAUGACUUCACCUUACAUCAAGAGAUUAGCUAUAGUCUACCAAAAUCUGGGCAACUGGUCUUCCCAUUACUACAGUGUACCAGGCCAUUCAUUUGUCACUCCUGUGGUUGGUUUCAGGGUUUAUGAUGCCUCCAAUUUUAUCUUCAGUGUCAUUACACCGAUGGAUCUUCGCGUAACUGGGGAUCCCAUUUCUAUCCAUUUCCCCCAGUUCAUGUUGCCUUCAGGGUUGAAUUGGACUGCAAAAUGUGUUACAUUCAAUAUAGAUGGGUCUGUGUUGCUUGCUAACAUGACCCUCCCCAAUGUAUGUUCCACACGCAACCAAGGCCAUUUCUCCAUUGUUGUUGAACAGCCCAAGAGGGAAGUGAGGAAGGAGUGGAAGCUGUGGAGGUGGUGGGUGGGAGCUAUUAUAUGUUUAUUGGUUGGAUUGGUUUCAAUGGGUUUGGUUUGUAUUCUUCUUGUUAGGCACACAAGAGCAAAGAAAAUCAGGAAAAUGGAAAGAAAAGCUGAUCAAGGUGAGUCUUUCAACACAAUCUGGGUUGGAGCUAGUAAAAUGCCUUCUGCAGCAGUAACUAGAACUCAACCAAUCCUUGAGAAUGGUUACGUCCCAUGAAUAGAUUUCUGAUUUCUUCUUCUGUUUUUUUCGUGUCUUUCUUCUGUUACUUAUUUUGUGGUGAGAAGAGUAAGGCUGAGGAUUUCUGUUUUCAUGUACAAAUGGGAAAGGUGUCUUUGUGUUCUAUGUUUUAGAGUAGUGAAAAAAAUUAGUACAGUUUCUUUGAAUUUUGUUAGGGAAGUUACAACCAAUUGUAAUUUUGGGGCUGAAUUCAGAAUGAAAUGGUUGGUGGUCAAGUUCUACAUUAUAUUGAUUGAAGCAUUCUUCUUUGUUUUCUUUAGAGUUCAA